GCCCGCUGCCCGGCCGGGCGGCCAGGCGGGGAGCACCGCGGCGGCCCCAGGAGGUGGCAGCGGGCGCCGGAGCCCGGGCCGCGCGGGACUGGCCGUCGGGGGCCCGGGACGGCGGCCCGGGAGGCGCCCAUGCCAUGGACAAGCUGGCGGCCGGCCUGGCCGGCCUGCGCUGGAGCAUGGUCGCCUUCCCGCUGGACCUCAUCGUCAGCCGCUGCCGCCUGCCAACGCUCGCCUGCCUCGGGCCAGGGGAGUACGCCGAGGGCGUCAGUGAACGAGACAUCCUGCUCAUUCAUUCCUGCCGCCAGUGGACGACGGUGACAGCCCACACACUGGAGGAAGGCCACUAUGUCAUCGGGCCCAAGAUUGACAUCCCCCUGCAGUAUCCAGGGAAGUUCAAGCUCCUGGAACAGGCCCGGGAUGUGCGGGAGCCAGUGAGGUACUUCAGCAGCGUGGAGGAGGUGGCCAGUGUCUUCCCCGACCGCAUCUUUGUGAUGGAAGCCAUCACCUUCAGUGUCAAGGUGGUGUCGGGAGAGUUCAGCGAGGACAGUGAGGUGUACAACUUCACGCUGCACGCAGGCGAUGAGCUCACUCUCAUGGGCCAGGCAGAGAUCCUGUGCGCCAAGACCACCAAGGAGCGCUCGCGCUUCACCACCCUGCUGCGCAAGCUGGGCCGGGCUGGCGCCUUGGCCGGAGUGGGAGGACCGGGGGGUGCAGGGGCCGCCGGCGGGGGCGCCCGGCCCAUCAAAGGCAAGAUGCCCUGCCUCAUCUGCAUGAACCACCGCACCAACGAGAGUCUGAGCCUGCCCUUCCAGUGCCAGGGCCGCUUCAGCACGCGCAGCCCGCUGGAGCUACAGAUGCAGGAGGGCGAGCACACGGUGCGCGCCAUCAUCGAGCGUGUGCGGCUCCCCGUGAACGUGCUGGUACCCAGCCGGCCGCCACGCAACCCCUACGACCUGCACCCGGUGCGGGAGGGCCACUGCUACAAGCUGGUCAGCAUCAUCUCCAAGACUGUGGUGCUGGGGCUGGCGCUGCGCCGCGAGGGCCCGGCGCCCCUGCACUUCCUGCUGCUCACCGACACGCCGCGCUUUGCGCUGCCACAGGGCCUGCUGGCGGGGGACCCGCGUGUCGAGCGCUUGGUGCGCGACAGCGCCUCCUACUGCCGCGAGCGCUUCGACCCCGACGAGUACUCCACCGCGGUGCGCGAGGCACCCGCCGAGCUGGCCGAGGACUGCGCCAGCCCGCGCCGCGCGCGCCUCUGCCUGCCCGCGCCCCAGCGUGCCCACGCACUCGCCCGCGCCCCCAGCCCUCCCGGUGACUGCGACCAGGAGGAGUACGUGAGCCCAGACUGGGCUGGCGCACCCGACCCCGCAGCCUCACCCGCCGAGAUCCCUUACGAGGAGCUGUGGGCGCACCAGGCAGCCGAGGGCCUCGCCGAGGGCCGGACCCGGCAGCCCCCGGGGCCCGACCUCAUCUCCUUCGGGGCCCCGGGGCCCCCACGCCUGGAGCCCGAGACGCAGCCACCUCCCGUGCCUCCCAAAUCCGAGGCGGUGAAGGAGGAGUGCCGCCUGCUCAAUGCCCCGCCUGUGCCUCCCCGGGGUGGCAGUGGCAGUGGCCAGCUCUCUGGCAGCCCCCCAGUGCCCCCACGCUUCCCCAAGCUACAGCCUGUCCAUUCGCCCAACUCCAGUCUCUCCUACUACUCCUCUGGCCUCCAGGAUGGGACGGGUUCCCGCAGUGGCAGUGGCUCUCCGUCACCAGAUGCCUACUCCCUCUAUUGCUACCCAUGCACCUGGGCAGACUGCAAAGUGGGCGAGCCCUCCAGCCGACCACCCUCGGGGCCCCUGCCCUCCACCACGCAGCCCAGCCAGGCCUCGAGGUCCCCUGCAGAGCCCCCGAGCAGUCGAGCGGCCUCCCUCCUGGGGGCCGACCCCUCUGUCAAGACCUACCACGGCUGCCCGCCACUCUUCAAGCCCUCUCAGCCCCAGAAACGCUUUGCUCCAUUUGGAGCUCUCAACCCCUUUUCCGGGCCUGCCUACCCCUCGGGCCCUUCAGCGGCCCCCUCUUCUGGGCCCACAACCACUUCGGGGGCCGUGGCUACCUGCAGCCCUGUGUAUUCCCCAGGCCCAGGGUCGCCAGGCCAGGCCUAUUCAGCUGCUUCCACCUCCUCAGGUCCCACCUCCUCUUCCUCUUCCUCUGAGUGGCAGGAACCAGCCCUGGAGCCCUUUGAUCCCUUUGAGCUGGGGCAGGGUGGUUCUCCAGAGCCUGAGGUGCUGCGCUGCCAGGAGCCCAGAGCUGUGGGGGUACCUGGAUCUGGACCCCGCCUCUCACCACUUGGACCCCCCAAGGUUUUAGAGCCUGAAGGUUUAAUACUGCGACAGGCGUCUGCUCCACUGUCACCAGUGGCCCUGAAGGGGCCCAAGGCAGGUGGAGCACGACUCCUCCUCAACCAAGGGCGCCUAGAGGGGCCUCCUGCCAGUCCCCGGGACGGGACCACGGGCUGGGGAGGCCGGGAUGCUUCCUGGCAGCCCCCCGCUGACCUGUCUGCGCUUUCCCUGGAGGAGGUCUCUCGCAGCCUGCGUUUCAUCGGACUCUCAGAGGAUGUGGUGAGCUUCUUCGCCAGAGAACGCAUCGACGGCAGCAUCUUUGUGCAGCUCAGUGAGGACAUCUUGGCAGACGACUUCCACCUCACCAAGCUUCAGGUCAAGAAGAUCAUGCAGUUCAUCAAAGGCUGGCGGCCCAAGAUCUGACCUUCCCAGCUCGUAGCUGCACAACCGGAAUGGUGGCAGAGAAGCCCUGGGGCCAACCGUGGGGCUGCAGGGUGCAAGCCCGGGGGCCGGUCUGCCUGUGGGGAGAAUCUUUGCUGAGACUGAGGAUGCUAGGUAGCUAGCUGUCUGUGAGUCUAGGGGAGACACACUUGGAAAUGGGGUGCUCUGGGGCCGCACCCCUGCACGGGAACGGCCUGCCUUCGAGCGUGCAGAGUAGUGGGGAGAGGACGGGAGGGCCCAGGUGCACCUGGACCUGGUUAGGCAUUUGCUGCAGUUCCCACCGUGGGGUCACAAGGUGGCCUUCGUGGUGACCUAACACCCUCCCACGCCCUGCCGCAGAGCUUCACAGACAGCGCGCACUUCUUGUUUGUAGGUUCAGGUUAGAGAAAAGGGAAGCUGGUCCGUAAUUUAAGCACAAAUUCCCCAAGUGCCCUCUCUCCUCUGAGCUCUGGGGGCUUCUGGCCUAAGCUGCCCCAGGGUUGGGGUGCCAAUUUUAGGACCUCUGCUCUACGGUGGGUAGGUCCCUGGCCCUGGGCACAAGUGUAUCAAGUACAAGCCCGUGCCAUGGCAGCUCGAGGCUCCACCUCUGGGUCCCGGCUCGUGGGUGAUGACUUGGCAAGAGCACAGCUCUGCGUUUGAGGUACUUACCUAGUCAGGGAGGCACAUGCUCCCCUCAUGUCCUGGGUUUUCCCUGGUCUCAGUGCAACAGGCCCCCCUCCAUCCUGCAGGGUCGGACCAAUCUGCCAAGACCCUGACUCCGUGGAAGAGCAGGUGGAUUUGAGGCAGCUGCUCCUUGAUCCUAGAGGCAAGUGGCUUUCAACCACGCCCACUUGCCCCUGGCUUCUGUCCCCACCCCUCGACUCUGGCACACACCUGGUGUCCUUCCUUGGUUUCCUGUCACUGGUGUACAGGGGGCUGGUGGGAAGGAGAAAGCACAGUGGCUUGGGAAAACCUGCCUCUUCUCCCCUGGAGCUCGGCCUUCCUGCACCUGCUCACGUGCCUCAGGGCAGGUCUUGGUGUCCUGCGUCUCAAGCACGGUCACCUGCUUUGCACCCAGAGCAGGUUGGCCACUGUGUACAACUCCCGGCCCCCUUCACCUGCCCAGGAUCGCACCGAUCCUCACGCUCACUAGUGCCAGGCAGCAGAGGUACCAGUCUUCUCUUCCGCCUUACCUAGCCAACCUAAAUAUUUAUUUCCACUUUCUGUCUCAAGUGUAGCAAAGCCAUGCUGGCGCUUGUGCCUCGAGCAGGCAGCCUCAGUUCUGAGGGAAGGGGUGUCGGGAAAUAGAGCACAGAAACCGACAUGGAGACUUGGCUUCCUUGCCCGUCGCUGAAUGAACCCUCCAGGGCUAGUGAAAUAAAUGCUAGACUGCUGAAGGGUAGUCAGGUGGA
Messenger RNA from Artibeus jamaicensis (Jamaican fruit-eating bat), 4153 nucleotides. RefSeq names its product GRB2 associated regulator of MAPK1 subtype 2 (gene GAREM2). The transcript is spliced from 6 exons. The coding region runs from base 135 to 2744 and encodes 869 amino acids. The record is from RefSeq and is a predicted model, not a curated record. NCBI's taxonomy places the organism in Eukaryota, Metazoa, Chordata, Mammalia, Chiroptera, Phyllostomidae.